This is a messenger RNA of Empidonax traillii (willow flycatcher), 680 nucleotides long. Its product is annotated as beta-microseminoprotein-like. NCBI's taxonomy places the organism in Eukaryota, Metazoa, Chordata, Aves, Passeriformes, Tyrannidae. The coding region runs from base 135 to 470 and encodes 111 amino acids. The transcript is spliced from 5 exons. The record is from RefSeq and is a predicted model, not a curated record.
CUCUUUUUUUCCCCAUCUAGACUUGAACUGCACAACAUAAAGGCACCAAACAUUAUUUUGCUCUCUGAUUCCACAUUAAGCACUUCAGAUUUCUUCCAGAGGCCUGGAACUCUUUGGAAGCCAAGGGUUCCACAAUGAAGAGCUUUCUGGCUUUCCUUGUUGCAAUGGGCAUCAUCGUGGCCCUGAGUGAUGCGCACUGCUUUAGUAAACGUUACAAGCCAGGGCAAGCCGACAAAGGCUGUAUGCUGAAUGGAAAACUGUACCCCCUGGGACACACUGAGAGGACAGAUGAUUGCUACAGAUGCAGCUGCAGCCGAACUCAAAUUGCUUGCUGCUCAAUAUUUUCUACUCCUGUUGCUUAUGACAAAGAGAACUGUAAAGUUGUUUUAAACAGAAAAAGCUGUGACUAUGAUGUGGUGUACAAGAACGACCCCUCAAAGGAGUGUUUUGAAGUUAGACGUGUGGGCUAACACCUGCUCCAAACCUCUGCACUGUGGAAUUGCUCCCCUUCCUACACCUGCUUUGCCAUCACAGAGAAGUACAAUGACAUGGGAAAUCUACUUGUUCUAAUUCAGCAUACAAGAUGCCUAAUCACACACAGUGUCUUCUUUCUGCAAUAUUUGCCUGGGUGUUGCUGAGCUCUUUUGACUACAAUAAAUCCAGAUGAAACAUCCAUCAAU